AAACUUUGUCUGAAAUUAGAAUGGAAAGUGUCUAGUCAGCAUUCUCGUAUUAAUGUUUCAAAUUCGUCAAUCUACAACCAAAAUUCAACUGAUUUCGCCCUUAAUUCCUCAACAAACAGUCCUUCAAGUUUUUCUACACCCUAUCGUCGCCAAAAUCUAAGUUAUCAAGCGGACUCUGGUUAUAAAUCUGCGAACAGGUCCGAUAGUCAUAAAGAAUCGCCAAUAUAUUCACGGCGUGCGUAUAAUGAAAACAUUGCAAACUUUCCAAAUAACUCGCCUGGGACUUGCACUAAAUUGUUCAAAUCGCCUCGAAAAUCGGUUAAUAGACAAGAUCUCUAUCGUCCUCAGUCGGUGGAUACGGCUAAUAUUAAAGCUAAAGCGAGUAUUACCCCGAAAUCUGAGAAUACAAGUGAAAAUAUAAGCCCCAAAGCUGAUCAAGUUAAAAUUAAUAAUUCACCGCAGUGUAAUAAUAAUCAACACAGUCUCGAGAGUAAUCAACAGAGUCACGCGAGCGAUGUUAAACCGGAUUUGUCAGUUAUUCAUGAAAAAUCUGACGAAGAGGAGCUGUAUUCUGAUUCCGACUAUGAGCCGGCUAGUGACUUUGAUCCACGUACAAAUUCUUUUGGCCUUACUCCUAAAAAACUGUCCUUUUCAAACGGAUAUUUGUCUGACGCCAUCGAUGCCGAAUUCAUGAAUUUAAACGGCACAUGUAGAUUAUGCCAUGAUUCUAUUCCCUCCUACCUUGCCCAACUUCAUGUAAUUGAAUGUCCGAAGUCUGAUCUUGAUCCAGUUGAAGAAUUUUAUAAAACGUGUGCUACGGAUCUCCAGACCAACAAGGAAAAAAUUCAAAAUUAUGUCAAAGAACAUCUACAGUACAAAUUUAACGAUGACCAAAUUCCCAAUGACACUUUCAAGAAUUGCGAACAAUUUUAUAACUUUUGUAGUAUCAUCGAUGAGUUAGAGAAAUCUCAAACCCGCAGAUUCUUUGAGAAAUGCGGCACACCACCUUCUAGAGUAAUAAAUAUUCUUAGCUAUGAACAUCUAGCAUAA
Messenger RNA from Paramuricea clavata, 1050 nucleotides. NCBI's taxonomy places the organism in Eukaryota, Metazoa, Cnidaria, Anthozoa, Malacalcyonacea, Plexauridae. The record is from the annotation of a GenBank genome assembly.